UCAAUCAGGCGCGCUGCGAGGCGGGCGGUUUGCAGCUGCUGAGGGGAGCGGGGUCUUUACCUCACAGAGCGGGGCGCUGCCGCGGCCUUUAUGGGUUGGCCCGUAGAGCUCUAAAAUCUCAGUUUUUUAACCUGUAACUGCUGAAGGAGGCGAGUGAGGCCCGAUGGCGGCGAAAGGAAACGUCCCUGCGGCUCCGGGAUCCGUCAUUGUCCCUUACGGACAUGUGGUGGGGAAUGAGAAGUGGCGGGGGUCGGAGCUGGCCCGCAGGCUGCAAGGGAAAACUAAACUCAUCUUUGAAGAUGGUUUGGGACUCGUGGAUUUCCAUCUUUCCAACAGAAUCUGUGUGUUGUACAUUUCUGAAGCAGAUUUGGUUGCAGGGGAUGAAUUCAAGCGGAGAUUGGUUCGGUUUAGGAACGCCAGCAGCCUCGGUGGGAUUGUGAUUGUUGAGAAGACCCCACUAAGCGAGCAGUACUUCUCAGCAGUGCAAAAGCUUGUUGUGCUGCAGCUUGGAAUGGUGCUGCUCCCUGUGGCAAAUCAAGAAGAAGCUUCUCAACUUAUUACUCAAAUUGUCCGUGAACAAAGUAAGGAUCACACCAGUAACCCCUUUAUCCGCAAGCAGUGCUCACAGCUGGUGGAGGCAUCAAUGUUUCGGACAGUGCAACAAAUCCCAGGAGUUGGGAAAACAAAAGCGCUGCUUCUACUGCAACAGUUUGGAAGCAUCCACCAGAUCUGUAACGCAUCUGUCAAAGAACUCGAGCCGGUGGUUGGACAAACAGUGGCACAACAAAUACACACGUUUUUUGGUUCCUGACCUUUUAAAUGAGACCUUAUUAUUUGACUGCUGAGAAACACAGCUGAGUACAGUCAUUACUUCACAUCACAGUCAUUACUUCACAUCACAGCCAGCAGGGCAAUGCAGCACUUGGUGUCAGUUACCACAGCUCGCUUAUCUCCCGUGUCUGUACAGCAGGGCUUUGCAGACACCACUUUGUAUUUAGUGCUCUCGGAAUACAUCUCUGAAUAUACUAACUUGUUUCCAUAGUUCCUUUUUCAUUCCACAGGAUGUUACCAAACUUAUUCCCUUAUAUCAAAUAAACUAAGGUUUUAGAUAUUAAUGCUUUUGUCUAUCAAUUUGGAAUGGUUAAUUAUAAUAUUAAAUAUAGCAACUACCACAUAUUAAUCAUAAGUUGCAAAGAAAAUACAGUGGGAAGCUUUGAUCAUUACUUAUCUUGUGUUUCCAGUAUUAAUAUUUUUUAGGAGUUAUCAAUGAAGUGAACUGGUGCUCCUGGCAUACAGCAUUUUAUCUUAAAUGCUAUCUCAUCUAGUGAUUUUUAUUGCUGUUAUGCACCCAUUGACAAGGUGUUGUAAAUUCCUGUCCUGUCUUUUGGGCUUUGGAUUAUAGCAGGAAUGAAAAUAGUUGGGAUGAAAAUAGUUGCAGGAUGGCUUUUCAGUAAUUAAUUCACUGAUAGUAAACAUCAGAAUUUCCAGAGCUAUAAAACAAGAUACUACUUUCUCACCAGGGAAUACUUAAGCUUCAUUAUAAAUGUUUUAGCUUUUUCUGUCACUGGUUACUGAUGUUGCUAUGGACACUGGAUUUCACACCCAAAACACACGUGGCCAUUGAUCCUGCAAGGCAAACACCAAGGUACGUUUUGUACUACUCCAAUGACCACCUGGCUCAGUACACCACAUGAAUUUCAACCGAAGUAGUAAAAACUAGUACUAAUAAUGUUAAAGGCUGAAUCUAUGGCAAACCUCGAUUUUAAAAUAGCCUUGUAUAUUCUAUGUGAUUAGAAGUAUAUGAUGAAAGUGCUUUAGUCAUAAUUUGCUGUGAAAUGGGUAUUUAUCUUGUUAGCUGUUGCCUACCGCUCCCUGUAAAAUUAAAUAGCUGUCAGAAAAUAGUAAGUAUGUAUUUGUAUGGCACUUAAAGCCCAAACUUUUGCUUGAGCAUGAAGACCCCUACCCCCAUGUUUCCUCAGGGACCAGUGAUGGUGGGAAGGGGAAGGCAGCUCACCGUGCAGCUGAGAGUCCUCAGGGAUGGAGAUACUUUCCUUGAGAGGAGUGUUACAGAAACCUGGAGAGAACAAGCUGGAUCAAGACAAUGAAUCUGUACUGGUGAGCCUCCUUUAAGGCUGAAUCCCAGCUCUCCUGUUUCCCAGUGGCAGCGAAUGGUCCGUGGAGCCGUCCAUCUCUGCUUGGCUGAGAACACUGACAGCGGGCCCUGCAGACUUUCAGAAAGGGAAAAGAAAGCAAUUAUCUUCACUCAACUGACAUGAAUGUAAAGGUUCUUCAAGCUGUCCAACUGCUCUGCCUGUCCACACAGCACGCUGCUUUCCAAACAGCCCAACUGAAGAUAGGAUGCAUAGUGCUGUACCAGCAUGUGUCUGCAAACUUACAAAAAAAAGGUGAAAUCACCACCCUGGUUUGGAUCCUGUGAGUGGACAAGCAUGGCCUCAUAACUACCCUGAGUUCUGUAUAUUGACCUGCUCUUUGGGUUACUCCGCCACACUGGUUUAGUGGGAUGGUUCUGGAAUAAAGAGAGGGGAGAGAAAAAGCAGAAAACACCUUGAAAAAAUGAGCUGCCUCUCCCACAAGAACUUGUAUAAAUAAAGAACAGGCAAUCUGAUGCAGAGCUAUGGCAGGCUACACUGUUUGGAGUGGAAUAAGCACCUCAGUUUUGACAGGACUUUCUACUGGCCAAAGAUUCUCUCACAGGAAGAAUGCCAGGGAGUGGAUCUGGAUAGAAUAUGGUACAGGCAUGGCUGAUUCAUAGGCUCACAGCCAGAGCCAGGGGAGGAUUGUGGAACUCUGUGUAGAGAAGGCUGCGGCACAAGGCCGGUCAUCCAGGAGCACAAGCACCACCUGGAACUACAAGUACAGUCUGCCCUGAUACUGUACCACAGGGUAUACUGAAUUAGGAACGUGUGAUGGCAGAGAUAGCCAGAACAAUAGCAGAACCAGUUUCCUUAGGCAUUAUAUUCCCAGAAAGCAAAAAAAAAAAAUAAAAAAUAAAAACACAAGCAAACUUCCAGUGAGAGUCUCCAUCUCCUCACUGAUGGAAAGCCCACGUAGGGUACCCCUUCCACCCUGCCAGAUCCUUUUCAGAGCACCAGCAGGUGCUUAAACCUAAAAAUCCCUCUCAGAAGUUCAGUUGUGGCUAAUCAAAUAGUUGAAGAGGCUCCUUUUUCUCUGAGGAGAUGCAAGGGGAAGAGAGUAGUGUCAGUACUAAUGGAGCUGUGCAUACCCUGUAUGGCUGCAUGAUUGUUUUAAAACCAGGUAUUCUAAAAGGAAGAAAAAAGGGAGAGGGGAGGGCUGGUCUUCAAAACCAGCUCAGAGGAAGUCACUGAUUGAUUUAAGGGAAAUCAGUUUGCAUAGGCAAAGAUGAGGGGCCUUUGUCAUGAGGAGAAAGGAGAGAAUGGACACAAAGCUGCUGCUGAUACAGCUGGGAACCAAUGGAGGAAGAGAGCCCGAGGGCUGCACUGAAAGCUGCCAGCAGAAGCUGCCAGCCAUCCCACCUGGGACUGACCUGGCAGUCACUGCAAGCCUGAUUUCCUAGUGUGGCAACAGGAGUGAAAGAAGGAAGCAGGAUUGUGUUUCUGUUUCACCAUUUCUGCCUGUUACCCUUUACACAAAGCCAGUUAUGGCUUUACAGAGCCUCCUCCCUAAAGAAAAUAAGGCUUUAGGAAAUAAGUUCUCACAUUUUGCAUCCUGUGUCCAGUGUGGAUUGUCUGGUAUGUUGUAUUUAAGGCUACAAAAGGGCACUAUGUCAGCUUUGAGCAGACUUCCCACAGCAAUCCACUUACCACAAGAAUAUAUCAAAAGUCUUGAACAAAUGAAUACUGUAGGAGCCGCUCAAUUUAAUCAAUAUUAAGAUCUCAGUGUAUGUAUUAAAUAGUCCUUUACAGCACAGAAGACAACCUCAUUGCAUACAAAAUGCUUGGGAGCCCUUUUAUGAGCAGUCCUGACACAGAAGCAUUUUCACCUUGCUCUGCAGCUCAUACAUCAAAAAGGUCAACUCAAUAAGUGUUUUCAUCUCAAAACACAUGCAAUGGCUUUGGAAACUGGAGUGUUUCUGCACCGGCAGAACGAGUAGAACAGCCCUCAGAUUCUUCCAGGGGAUGAAAAGUGUGAUUACUUUUUUUUUUAAGGGAACAGAAAACAAUGCAAAGGGACUUUGGAGAGGUGGGGGGAGCCCAUGGACACACAUGACUGGCUCAAUAACCAGUUUGUUACACAAAGCCAUCCAGCAUACCAUUCAAAUGAACAGGUACGGUCCAAAGAAAGGAUAUUCUAUCCAGAGCAAUGCUUUGGGUUCACGGGGUGAGUCUGUUUGGGAUUCCAGGUUUUUCUUUUUGUUUGCUUGUUUUCUUCUCCUGACUCUACUUAGAAUAAAAGCUCUGAUCUUUGAGACCAUUCGACUAAUGUGUAACAGGGAAUACUGGCUUUCUGUUUGCAUUUAACUUCUAGGGACAGAAGGCUUUCAGCUUCUAACCUGACCUGAUGUUUAGAACUGUAUUAAGGGUACAGAAAGGAGAGCCAGAAGAGCCUUUCAAAGAUCUCCUGAGUGAACAGAGAAAAAGGUGCAGCCCCAGCUUAUCCAGAUUGAACACUGGAUUUCUGUCCAUCUUGCACUCGUUUAUGAGAAGUGGUUCAAAAGUGGGGAAGAUGCUGAUAAUAAGGUGCAAGAUCUAUCUUCGAGUAUUUUCAUAUUGGAAUAGCUUCUAACUUUUCAGCACAUGGAGCUGGCUCUGAUUGACGCUGUUUAUGAGACGUUAUUUGUAAAGUACAGUGCUGUAACCACAAAGGACCCCAUCCUAUGGCCAGUCCAAGUGCAAGGAAUGGCUCCCACUCAUCACUGCCUACAGCUCGGCCAUCAGGCUCCAUCCGGACCCCAGCAACAAGGCGAAUAAGAGAAACGGACAACGUGUACCUGACUUAAGGAGUCUGACUUUCUCUAAGCUUGCGAGGCUCUGCUAACACGUCAAGCACUGCAGCAGCCCACAGCACCUGGCGCUGCGAGAACUCUGGACGAUCCCGGCUUUGCCAUGCUUCAUGAUUCCCUACAAGCGAUUACUCACCGGCUCUACGGGAGGAUUGCUCAGACUGAGAAACCGGGCGAGAUGUGCAGUUUCACCUCGUCCUGCCCGGCUCCCCUGGCACUGCCCGCUCACGGCACUGCCCGCUCAUGGCAGCCCCGCAGGGAUCCGCGAGGGGAGCGCCCGGGGCGGCGCCGGCGGCCGCACAGAGCGGUAAUUGCCGCCGUGCACGGCACACACCGCCCACGUCGUCUGAGAAGUAAUGAGGGCAGAUGUUUAUUAAAGGCUUCCUAACGAGUCUGUUAACUUCGCCGCCUCGCUCGGCUCGGCUUCCGACAGGUACACGCGGCAAUUACUCGAGAGCGAGCGAGGAGACGGAGCGAGGCGCGAAUAGCACGGAGAGACGGAAAAGCUGCCGGGCGGAACCGGGCUCCGUGUGGAGCUGCGCCCAGCCCAGCUCAGACCGGCGGUGAGGGGCGACCGGGACCCGGGAUGGUGGUGGUGGUGGCAGCUCCGGAUCCCGCCCGAACCCCGGGGCUCCGCCCGCCGCUCACCUUCCGAAAGUAGCAGUCCUCCUGCGGACAGCCGCGGGCCGGCACGGCGUCCAUCAUCUCCAGCCCAGACACCCGUCCCGCUCCGUCCUGCUGUGGGGAGCCGCGACCCUACGGGAAAUGUCGGAGCUGCCCCACGGCGCCGCCCGGCUCCACCCCCGGCGGGCGGGGAGCAGCUGCCCCGCCCCGCGGCUCUGCCUCGCGUCGCUCCGGCCGGUUGGCACCGCGUGUCCGCCCGCCUUGUGGCUCGGGAUCGUCGGGGGGUUUCGGCGGCCGAGCGGCUCCGGCGUGACACAUGGGAGCGGUGGGGUCAGAUGGGAGCGGUGGGGUCCCAGGGCCGCCGGCAGCGCCACUGUCGGUGCCCGACUCAGAGAGAGGCGGCCUCGGCCCCCGACAGCGCCGUGUGGGCUCCGUGUGGGCUCCGUGUGGGCACGGCUCAACGAGCUGAGCCCGGGCCCCGGUACAAAUGGCAGUAUUGGCUGCUAGUGCUGCCCAGGCCUAAGCUACGGUAAUGUGGGCUUCCAGCGUGUGAGGUUGUUAAGCAUCAAAGUGCUUUAAGUGAUUAUUAGCAAAUGUAUCCUGUCCUUAA
This is a messenger RNA of Coturnix japonica (Japanese quail), 6176 nucleotides long. It is a transcript of the gene FAAP24, whose product is annotated as FA core complex associated protein 24. Gene Ontology annotation, molecular function: chromatin binding. Gene Ontology annotation, cellular component: Fanconi anaemia nuclear complex. The record is from RefSeq and is a predicted model, not a curated record. Gene Ontology annotation, biological process: interstrand cross-link repair. Lineage: Eukaryota; Metazoa; Chordata; Aves; Galliformes; Phasianidae.